AUGGGAUCCGCGGGCUUCAUGGACAGAUUCACAGGCGGCCCACAAGAGGGGUCGGGGGGGAUUCCCCGGGUCAGGAAGGUUUGCUUCGCUCUGGGCGGGGCCCCCCACCAGAUCACCACAGCCGCUAUAGGGAUCUCCUUGCAGAUUUUCCUUUUGGAUGUUGUGAAGAUGGAGGCCUUCUACGUGUCCAUGGUCCUGUUUGUGAGCCGGGCCUGGGAUGCUGUGACGGACCCUCUGGUUGGAUACCUGGUGAGCCGCAGUAAAUGGACAGCGAUCGGUAAACUCACCCCAUGGCUGGUGAUCUCCACUCCCUUUGCGGUCCUGUCCUACCUGCUGCUGUGGUUUCAGCCCAAAGACUCCAUGUCUGAGGCCGCCAGCGUGCUCUGGUUCCUGACCGCCACCUGCCUGUUUGAAACACUCAUGAGUUGUUAUAACGUCCCCUACCUGUCACUGAACAUGUUCCUGGGGGGCCGUCAGAGGGACAGGGACUCGGCCACCGCCUACAGGAUGAGCGUGGAGAUGACGGCGAUGCUGCUGGCCUCCCUGGUCCAGGGACACGUUGUGUCGGUGUACAACACAGAGAAGCAGAAGGCCUGUGAGCUGCCGGACCAGCAAGCAGCCCCGAGCACGUCAGCACCGCAAGCUGCCUCGCUGCAGGAAACGCAAAAGGCUUUCGUGGCCUCGGCGCUGGUCAUGGGAGCGCUGUUCUUCCUCUGCAGCACGGCUGUGUUCUUCGGUGUGAGGGAGCAGCGUGCGCCUGGUUGCCCUGGUGAUAGAAUACAACCAUCGUAUGUGAGAUCUGUGAGGAUGCUGCUGUGCCAUGUUCCCUACCAACGGCUCCUGCUCGGCUUCGUGUUCAGUGUUUCUGCAUUUCAGAUGUCUCUGGGGAACUUUGCACUGUUCUGCAGCCAUGCAGCCGGCCUGGGAUCUCAGUUCCAGCUCCUCCUGCUGGUCCUGCUGGUUUCUGCUACAGUAGCAGUUCCUCUGUGGCAAAUAGUUCUUCUGAGAAUCGGCAAAAAGGCCACCCUUUUCAUCGGACUAUCUCUCUUCCUCCCAGCAGCGGUGGUAGUUGGCUGUGUCCCCAGUAGCCUGCCAGUCUUCAUGACCAUGUGCGUGGUGAUGGGAUUCAGCGUGGCGACCGUGUUCCUGCUACCCUGGUCCAUGCUCCCGGAUGUGGUGGAUGACUUUGCCUUGAGACACCCCCCUUUUAAAGAGCUGGAGCCCCUGUUCUUCUCCGGUUAUGCCUUCUGCAGCAAGCUUGCAGGAGGGCUGUCAGCCGGACUCUCCACCCUGACGUUGCAGAUUGCUGGCUACGAUGCAGGUGCGUGUGGCCAGGGUGACGGAGUGGUGACAGCUCUGAUUGUGCUGUUCUCCCCGGUUCCCAUCACACUUCUGCUGGUAGCCAUGGUGUUGUUUCACACAUACCCCAUAAAUGAGAGGCAGCACCCUCAGCUCAAAGAAGAACAACUCCAGCGAGACGCUACCUCACCACCACGAGGCCGGGGUGAGCAGACGGAGCUGCCAGCAGUCCUGCAGCGCUCCUGCACUGGUGUCACGUCUACACCACAUCCUGACCCCAAAACCAGCACACCGUACCAGUCUGGUUCCUCACCGCGUUAUCGGGAAGACGGGAGCCUCUCCGUGAAGUCAUCCACCACUUCACACGCAGCACACAGCCCUUGUGGAAAAAGCAGGAGUUCCCCAUCACAUGUGCAGUCAAAAAUAAAUCCUAUAUGGAAAAAAGUGAAAGUCAGCCCUAACGAGCAGCCGGGAGCUGCUAACACAACGGCUAACACGGGGGGGACGUUUCCGGGUUCUUUCUCUGGGGGGACAGAAGUGCCAUCCAAAGUGUCGUGGGUGUAGGAGUUGUGAGAAAAGGAUUUUGACGCUUAUGUCUGUGUCUGCAGGGUGUCAUCUUAGCUCAAUAAAGCUUUAUGAUGGGGUUUGAUUUGAGGAAUACUUUUCCUGGAAUUAACCAAAAAUAGGGAAAAGCACUUUUGAGUCACAGUGAGACACGA
Molecule: messenger RNA, 2018 nt
Organism: Cololabis saira (Pacific saury)
Lineage: Eukaryota; Metazoa; Chordata; Actinopteri; Beloniformes; Belonidae
Gene: mfsd2al2
Product: major facilitator superfamily domain containing 2a-like 2
Exons: 14
Coding region: 1-1863 (620 amino acids)
Biological process (GO): carbohydrate transport
Cellular component (GO): membrane
Molecular function (GO): symporter activity
Source: RefSeq, a predicted model, not a curated record